AUGGACGGGCUGGAGAACGUCGAUGCGUUCUUUGCGCGGACAUCGCCGCCAAGGCCGCAGGCCACACCACGCGCGCGCACGUCAAUGCAGGCGCUGCAGAACAUGGGCAGGACGCCAGAGCCCCAGGCCAGGGCUAAUGGUCUGGACACAGUGGAAGAGGAGUCGGACCAGAACACAGAAAUGACGGUGGAGUCGCCGACAGUGACGACAAGACGCAAUGCAAAUAGGCGGGCAACCAUGGUCACCAGCAGCAGUGACCUGGGGUGGAUGCGGGAGGCGCGCAAGGGGCGGCGGGCGACUAUGGCCAUGGCGUCGGUACGGGAGGCUAUGACGCCGAUGCGGCGGUCGCCGCGUACGCCGUCGGAGCAAGAGGAUGCGACGCAGGUGAAUGGCAGUGACGAGGAUGAGCCCGAAUUUGCGGCCGAGCAGGCUGGCGAUUACAGAAUAGAGGAGAGCGAAGAGCAGGUCGAGGAGGCAGAGCAGGAUUAUGAAGAGGUUGAACCAAUGGCCGAUCAGGAGUUCGACCAGGAGUUCGACCAAGGAGUUCGACCAGGACUCGACCAGGAAGCUGAUCCAGAAGCCGACCAGGGAUUUGGCUCGGACCUCGACACACAAGUCGAACACACCGAGCCACCCAUUCCUGACACUCCGGAACCAGAAUUACCACAGGAUCCCGCGACGCCAAAGCGGCGGGGACGGCCGCGCAAACCCGACAGCAAGCCAGCAAAGAAUGGCCAGGCUUUGAGCCAGGAAAAGGCAACUCGGCGCAGCUCACGCACCAGCGUGCAACCGCUGGCAUUUUGGCGCAACGAGCACAUCGAAUACGGAUACGAGCAGACGGAGUCGGGGGCGCACGUGCCCAAGGUCAAAAACAUCGUGCGUCAAACCAGCCACUGCCCAGUCUGCGCGGAAUCACCACGCGGCGAAUUGGAUCUGAACGACCGCAACAAGUUCUACUACUACGAUGACGAAAACUACGGGUUCCCCGUGUCCAGCGACCGCACGUGCAAGUUCGGCCCACGCGCCUCCAAGCACACGGCGAGUGUUGGUCAGAAGCGCGUGCGCGAUGAGGACGACGACAACGACGACAUUGCGUUCAAGCAGCAGCUCUGCCAGCAGGAGGUGGCGCUAGCCCGCAAUUCGGUCGAGUGGGUGCAGAUGAACGAUAGCCGCGACAAGUACCGCGUGGCCGUCGGCCUGUACGCCGAGUACUCCAAUGGCGACGUCUAUGCGAACUCGGGCGUGCUUGCGCUGCCUGUCGGUGGUGCCAAGCCCGUGCGGCAGUCGUAUGAGCGCACUAUGUUCUACCUGGUCACUGCUGGCAAGGUGGAGGUCACCAUCCGCGACGCCGUCAUGCAGGUCGGCAUUCUCGGCCAGUUCAUUGUGCCCAGCGGCAACUCGUAUGGCAUCAAGAAUAUCGGCACACACCCGGCGCAGCUGUACUUUGUCCAGAUCGGCGUUGACGACGCAGCGGCUAAUGGCGGUGCGAAGAUCAAGGACGUGCAGGAGGAGGAAGCGCCGGAAGAAGAUGAGGGUGAGGAGACGGAGGAGGCAGAUGUGGGCCAUUUCAGCGAUGUUUCCGAAGAGUUGUGA
This is a messenger RNA of Linderina pennispora, 1593 nucleotides long. RefSeq lists its product as uncharacterized. The record is from RefSeq and is a predicted model, not a curated record. The transcript has 4 exons. Gene Ontology annotation, molecular function: centromeric DNA binding. Bases 1 to 1593 code for a protein of 530 amino acids. Gene Ontology annotation, biological process: attachment of mitotic spindle microtubules to kinetochore; spindle attachment to meiosis I kinetochore; kinetochore assembly. NCBI's taxonomy places the organism in Eukaryota, Fungi, Kickxellomycota, Kickxellomycetes, Kickxellales, Kickxellaceae. Gene Ontology annotation, cellular component: kinetochore.